This is a messenger RNA of Daphnia pulex (common water flea), 7998 nucleotides long. It is a transcript of the gene cpo, whose product is annotated as cell wall integrity protein scw1-like. Gene Ontology annotation, molecular function: mRNA binding. The transcript has 10 exons. The record is from RefSeq and is a predicted model, not a curated record. Bases 485 to 1942 code for a protein of 485 amino acids. Lineage: Eukaryota; Metazoa; Arthropoda; Branchiopoda; Diplostraca; Daphniidae.
CCGGUGCUCUCGUUCACGCUCAGUUCAGUCGGUGGCCAACUGUUCGGUUGUGUGGUGGACUCUCUUUUUCGCUCCUCUCUCUCCACAAUCCCGGGUCAAUUUCCUCCUGCCGAUCCUCUCUGCGUUCACUGGCGGAAAAUCAACGUUUCUCCAUUUAUAUUAUACCUGUACACACUAUUUAGUUUCGUGACGUCACUUUCGAUUGUGUGCUACCGCCAUUUUCGAAAAGAAAAUUUUUUUUGCUCGCCCCCCCUCCUGACACGUUCCGCCAUUACAGAGUCCACGCAACUUUUCUCUCGUGUUGAAACAAAAUUUUUUUGAAAAAAUAGUGACCGCGUGUGGAUUAUUAAAAAAUUGUGAAUCGAAAAAUCGGCAGUGUGUUUUUGUGUGUUUUCGGGUUGAAAAAUUUUCGUCAUCAGCUGAUCGCCAUUUUGGAGAACCAACAAAUUCCCAGUGAAUAAAAUUUUUGCGCGGCGCAGAGAGUAUGCCGAGCUCUGGAUUGAUGCAAUUAAGCAACGGCAACAACAGCAACGGAGUCGUCGUAAUCAGCAACAACAACAACAGAAUGGACGGAACUCUUAGUCAGAGUAUGGAUUCGGUCAACACGGUAGCAGCCGAAGAAGAGGUGAGGACUUUGUUCGUGAGCGGACUGCCGAUGGACGCCAAGCCGCGUGAAUUGUACCUUCUCUUCCGCGCCUACGACGGAUACGAAAACUCUCAACUCAAAGUCACCAGCAAGAAUGGCAAAACCACUUCGCCGGUUGGAUUUGUCACGUUCGCCACACGAGCCAGCGCUGAAGGAGCCAAGCAAGACUUGCAGGGUGUGCGGUUCGAUCCGGACAUCCCGCAGACGAUCCGGCUGGAAUUUGCCAAGAGCAACACCAAGGUCAGCAAACCCAAACAGCAGAACAGUUCGCCCCCUGCAGCUGCCCCUCACCCCACGUUGCUGCACCCCCUCACCGGCCAGGAUUUGAGCCCGGCUUUUUUCCCGACGGCCUCGGACAUGUGGACGACCCAUCCGGCGUUGGCGUAUUCGGCGGCGGCUGCAGCGGCGGCAGCGGCGGCGGCCGAGCUGCAGGGCCACCAGGGCAGCGCCCACCAGGGAGCGGCGGCGGCGGCGGCGCUGCAACACGCUCACGCUCAUCACGCGGCCGCCAUGGCCUCUGUCCACCCGGCCCUCCACCCGCAGUUGCCCGGAUCGAUGCAGAUGAGUCACGGCGGUCAUCACUUGACGCAACUAAUGGGAUCGACGCCUCAUCACCACCACCAUCACCACCACCAGCAGAUGGCCCAGGCUGCGGCUGCGGCCGCUGCGGCCGGCGGUUCACCCGUCGCCGCUCCGGGCGCCGGUGCCGGAGCUUCGACUCCGUCGGCCAUGGGAGGCGGUGCCAACGCUCCUUGCUCGACCCUUUUCGUGGCCAAUCUCGGCCAGUUUGUCUCUGAACAGGAACUCAAGGAACUUUUCGGCAGUUUCCCGGGCUAUUGUCGCCUCCGCAUGCACAACAAGGGCGGGGCUCCUGUGGCCUUUGUCGAGUACGCCGACGUCCGCUGCGCCGCCCAGGCCCUCAUUUCCCUGCAAGGCACGUACUUGCUCUCGUCUGACCGUGGCGGCGUCCGGAUCGAGUACGCCCGCAACAAGAUGGCCGAGACGGGCGGCGUUGGAACGGGCAGCAACAACGGAGGAAGCCCAACCUCGGGCGGAUCCUCGUCCUCGUCGCUCCUCUCGUCGAUGGGAAACGGCCAGUCGCAGGAGCCAAAGUACAACCUGCACCACCACCAGGCCGAAGUGGAAGCGGCCAAGAUGUCCAACAACCAGGCCAACAUGAAUGCCAUGGCCGCCGCCGCCGCCGCCAACUCGGCUCUCUCGCAGGCCGUCCAGGGUGCUCCGCUCCACGCUCUCGGCCUCUACGGCCAUCACAUUUGGCUAGGAAUGCAAGAUUAACGCCGUGGAAUCCGGAUCCAUUCAGCCACGCACAUUCUCUCCGCACACGUGACUCAAAACCGCUACUAACCGACUGCCGGGCUACUCUGCAACACCCAAAUUGUUUGGGGGGAAAAUAAAACUGUACAACCUGCAAAUUCAUGACAAAUUCAAAAACAAAAAAAGGGAACCCACCGACCGAUGCUGCCGCGACCUGGUUUUCCGCUCUCUCCCCCGCGGAUGCUCCUGCUGCUGCUGUGGUGGUUACAUAACAUUCUGAAAAAAACAAAUUUUUGGAUAGGAAGAAGAUGAUGAAAAAGAAAUGAAGGACAUGAUGACAUUCUCCCACUUUAUUUACGUUUAUUGAUCUGUUGUGCUUGUUGUUGGUUUAGAAGAAGAAAAAAAAGUUCCUUAUAGAGCGGCGAACCCACCCACACACCUGACAUUGUUUGUUUGUUUGUUUUCUCUCCCCCCCCCCCCCUCCGUUUAUCCCAUAGGAAACUUUUUGGUUUGGAUGAAAAAUUUGUUCUUGUUUUGAUUUCUCUCUAUUUUGUCUCGUUAUAUAUCAAAUCAAAUUGUUGUGUGUGUUUGCUAUGUGCAUCCCCCCUCCCCCCCAUUGAUUAUUAUUUUUCAACGUUUAGUUUUUGACUUUGGCUUUCGUCUUCAUUCAGCGCGGGGGACGAUUCGUAAAUUUCGAAAAAAUUUCAAAAAAAAAGAUCCAUUUUUUGUUGGUUUAAACUUUUUGUUUUUCUCGGGGUGAAAAUUCCUUUUUUUUUCUCAACUUUCUGCAGUCGACAAAAAUGAACAGAAAGUGGCGUGACAAAUUCUGUCGUUUGUAAUUUUGUUUUGUUUGGUUUCGUGUUCAUUUGUGCUCCCCUCAAAAAACGUUCUGACCGCGAAAGCUUAAUGGACAUUGGGCUCCAGCAAUAAUGAGAUAUAUUUAUAGACAGUAGUAAGGGUUACCCGUAUAGCAUCAAUAUUAUAUAUAAAUAUAUAUAUAUUUACCGAAUAUAUAUAUGUAUGUAUUGCCAGGCGAAGUGGGUCACUCGAUUUCCCAGGUGGAUUACCCCCCCUCCCUAUGAAUCUUCUUCUUCUUCUUUUUACCCCAGCCCUUCCUCUGCGUCAAGUCGAGUCACGUCACGCCGAGUGCUUGCGUGUGUGUAUGUGUGAAAAAAAAAUGUAUAUGCCGGACAGAGAGUAGAGGGUGUCCUCCAUCAAUGAAAACCAAAAAGGACAAACAUUCUGAAAUAAAACAAACAAAAAAAAAAGAAUUGUUAAAGAAGAUUUUAUGUAAUCAUCAGCAAUAGAAAAGAAAUUCCCCUUUUUGUCUGUCUCUCUGCCCCCCAUUUCUUAUUACAUUAUAUCAAAAUAGAUCCCUCGAUUAUGUAUACAUGGUAUGACAUUUCUUAUAUGUUUUUGGGGGCUUUUGUUUGUUUUGUUGUUUUGUCUCUUUUGACUUUCUCUCGUUAGCUGCAAUGUGAGGUCGAGUACCCCCAGAAGAAGAAGAAAAAGGUGAGGGUUACAUAAGAGGGGCGUGGCCCGACCAGGAAAUAAUGAAAAGGGAGGCCAGGACAUUUGAUUUUGUCGCCUGUUAUUAUUACCGCUGUUUUUGUUUUUUGAUGGGAAUGAAUAAGACAGUCGAGCGUGGGAGAGAGAGACAAGAAGACCGGGGGUGUCGAGUUGGUGUCGUUUUCUCUCCCCUUUUCCGUGUGUGUGUGUGUGUGGUUGCUCCCUCCGUGUGUGCCGUGUUGUGUGUUGUUAGGUAAUCUCUUUGAAAAAGAUGUGAGCGCAGGUAGAAAAUUGUUCCUUUUUCCGUGUGUGUGUGUGUGUUCUUUAUUUUUUUCUUUUUCGCAAUUUGAUACAUACCAGCCCGUUUCGGGUUGUUGGAUUCCGUCCAAACAAAUCUUGUUUUUUUUCUUCUUCUUAACUUCUCUUUUUCGUUGGUUGUUGUCGUUUUUUCGGAGGGGUCUUGUCAAAAAAAGGCUAUAGUAACAAUUUCAAAAUUCGACAGUGUUAUAAAAAUCUCUCUCCGCCCUCUCUCUCUCUCUCUCCUUUUUCUCAAUGUCAUUUGUAAUUAUAAUCGUGGAUAAAAACAACAAUAGCUAAACACAAAACAAACAAAAAAACACAUGUUCAAUGUCCUAGUUAUUCUUAUUAUGAUUUUCUUGUUUGUCUCUCCCCUACUCCGCAUUUCCUUACUUAACCCCAAAAAACAUCUCGAUGGUCGUCGACUAUUAUAUCAAGACAAAUUAUAUCAUUAUACUAUAUCCCCCCUUUAAUUUCUACAUUUUUGGAAGGAGAAGAUAUGGGAGGGGACUUUUUUUUCAUUUCCUGUAUUGUUUUUUCUCUUUCCCCCCGUUUUUAUUUCGGUUUGUCUCUCGAGAAAAGAAGAAAACAAAAAUAUUGUGUGUGUGAUGUAUUCCCUCUCUCUCUCUCGCUGCUGGUGUGUCAUCAUUCAUUCAUGUCGGACAAUUGCAAAAGACAAUCUUCUUUUCUCUCUCUCUCUUUUCUCUUCUCUGAAUCUUUUAUACGCGUUUUUCUUUUCUCUUUGGCGUUUGCUGACCUGCUGGGUCCCCAUCUGUUUACUCCGACGGUCAGUGUCCACCUUGCAGUGUAGUUUCUCUCGUGUGCAGGAAGGGAGAGGGAAUGUCAUUACACGCUCGAUUAUACGCCGAGUCAAUCUCUAAACAACCCAACCGAUAUAUCACAGUAGAGACGAACCAACAGUGAGAAAGGGAAUUUCGAGUGGGCCAAUGGGAGGUGGGGCGGACGACACAAACCAAAGUUCUGAUUAAAAAUUAAAGUUUAGACGCGACGUGCUCUGUGUGUGUUGUUUUGUAGAUUCCUAAAUAUCAAAUGAUGACGACGAAUGUCUAAUAGACCGCCGCUCGACGGGGUGGUAGUACAUUUUUAGAGAGAUACCUUUAUAAUAAAUAUAUAGAGAGAGUGGCCUUAUCUUAAUAAAACAAAAAACAAACAAAAGACAAAAAGCUAAGAAGACGAAUUAUUGAUGACACUAUACGGCGUCUGUCUGUGAGCGCGGGAGGACAUGAGCUCGACAAAUCUCGACAUAAGACAUUUUGGAAUUCAGAAGAUUCACCCGCCCCCGCAUAACAGCCGAUUUUAUAGUUGGUUUCAGACGAUUCGUAUUUUUUUAAAUGCACAGAGGAUUGAUGACCCCACUUGUAUUUUAAAAAAUCUGAAUCCUUGAUUGACUCGCUCUCCGCUUUUGUGUGUCUCUCGACUCGACAGAAAACAUGAUUUAGAUCUUUGCGGAUUUAAAUUUCCGAUUGAUUGUCAUUUGAGUUUCCCGCAUUUCUUCAAUUCAAUCAUUGGCUAUUUGUAAUCAUCAUUUGGUUGACGACCGUCGACUUUUUUGUUUUUGAUUUUUCAGUGAAACAUUUUUGGUCUCAUUAUCGUAAUACGCUCUAGAAAUAUCCUUCUCUCUCUCUUUCUAGUUUGAUUCGUUAUGUUGUAUUUUGAUUUCAUCAUUAAACCGUGUUGAUUCAAAAGUGCUGCUUCUUUUAUUUUCAUGCUGGGCUUAUUUUGGGUUCUAUUUCGGCGUGUGGAGCGAGAGAUCGUUUUCUUGCUUCCCAUUUCCGACUUGGUCGUCGCUUGUGGGGGGUUGGAGCCGGGCGAGGCAGCAGGAUCGAUCCGUUGCUGGAAGGAUCUCGCGGUCUCUCUCUCUCUCGGCACACACGGGGGGAUUGAAGUUGAUCUAAUUAUCUCCGUGGCAGAUGAGGCCCUCGCCUCGUCGCCUUUGUUGUUCUUUCGCUAAUUCUUCCAGACCCGCCCAGGCGCCCUCCUGCGGGCCAGCACACAGCAUCCACCAGCCGCCGCAGUCAAAAGAUGAGAGAACUGCUUUUCUUUUCUUUUAAAAAAAAAUAAACCACAACAACAACAACAACACGGCGAACUUCUAUCGGCUUUGCGGGCUUUCCAAUAUUUCUAUAGGGCAGCACAGCAAAUUCAAUGCGGCGCUCUCUCCAUUCGCUUCACGGGAGAUUGAACUGCGAGGUGAGCGAUUGGUCACGUCACCAUCCCCAUAUGUCUCAUUUCAACAACCAACUCGACAGACUCUUUUAUUUCAGACUCCUUCUUUUGUUUCUCCAUCACAACUUUGUCUGCUCUCUUUCUUCCCUAGUCUUCGCCCACCGACAUUGAAACGUGCUUGCAUGUGACGUAUCUCUUCAACUGUUGUAUAACCACCCUCAUCCGUUUCUUGAUAAUUAUCUGCUGCUUUUUCAAAGAACUCGCCCAACAUUUUUUCAAAAAUAGAAAUAAUAAUUCCGUGUUAUUUUUAAAUAGAUGUAAAGAAAAAUUCCCGCAGACAUCGAGUGAAAAUCUCUUUCCAUCAUACAACCGCCAAAUAGUUGAAGUGAAUAAAUGCGGGAAAAUGACGAGGUUUCAAGUGGGAGCGAUUCCCGUCGUUGCUGCUGGCCGUCGGUGUAGUAAUCUUAGACACGGCAGCAGCAGCGUUGCAUCUAAUGAGCGAAAUGUGCACUCUCAUUAUCCAUUGAGAUCCGUUCCGGGCGUUGCUAAUGAAUCCGUCGACGGUUUGAUAGGCUUAGAUCACUCGACAGUGGAGGAGCCCACUGGAGCGCAGUUCACCCGCUAUUUUUCCUCCUACCGAUUCUUCACGGCCGAAGCAGCAUAAAGAAAAAAAAGGGGCCAGGUAUAUAUAACUCUCUUCAAGUCUCAGAUUUGUUUUUGUUUGAAACCGGUUUAAACUCUCUUUACGACAUCCUUAUAAUAUCCAGGAGCCAACCAGCAGCAGCAGCAGGAGGGGGUAGGUUGAAUAUAACAGGCUUUUCUCGCUCUGAUGGAUUGAAUUAACGAGCCUGUGCGUAGGACGCGGCCAAAGUUUCCACUGUUUUUUCCUUUGACGAUUCCACCGGGGGUAAAAGCUAAAAGGAAAGUGCACAGCAGCUCACUGUACGACUCUGACAUAUAUCGACCAGCCAUCUUUCUCUCAGCCGUGAUUCUGGCAACUAUACCUUAUGUUUUUGAGAUGCAACUAACGCACAAGGUUGGAGACUGGCAGCAACGGAAAUAUCCACUUCCCAUCCAGGUGACAUGUAAACUUUAGGCAAUGACAAUUUAAAAAGAAAAAAACAGACAAAUGACUGAGAACAAAUUUCGCCUUUUUGUGUUGAGAAGAGAGCUAGAUAUUUGUCACGCUUCGACAGCGCGAGAUGCCAUUGUUGCAUUCCCCGAAUGAUUCCGUGUCGCAUUCCGUGACGGAUCUGCUCACGAUGGAUGCUUGUUAUUGAGAUGCUGCAGCAUCGAUUUUUCCGAUUUCGACAGGUACAUACGGUAGGUCGAUGGACAAUAGAUGGCAGCACCUCUCGGCUAAUUGAUGAAAGUCGAACAAGGAAACGAUUGUCGCGAAUUACAAGUUUCCCUCGGUCAAUUUACCAGAAAACCGGCUUGUACACUUUUCUGCCCUAGUUUAGUUUUUCUCUUGAGCAGGAUUUUAAUGUUGAGAUCAACUAGCCAAACAGGUGAAAUUAGGGGCAAGAAUCGGGUUUUCUUUUUGAUUUUCAAUUCGGUUACGUGCAGUUCACCUGCAUGUGGAGAUGGUUACCAUCGGUCAGUCGCUCUUUCCUCUUUAGAAACAACGGUCGACUUUGUAAUUGUUCAAGUACAUUCCACUUUAACUGAAAAUGUUGAGCGUUUUGUGGAUUUUAUGGAACCCAAUCGUUGGAUCACUAUUGGCCAGCGUCCUGGCCAUCUACUAUUGGAUUCAAACGCGCUUUGAACGACAAAGUUGGCAAACCUAUCAGCUGGUUCAAAACUUAUUUGGCGAUUCAGUUCGGACUAUCAACUGGGGAACGAUCGGAUGGGAUUUGAAGGGCGAAAUGCUUUUCCCAAAUCCAAAUUAGCGCAAUUACCAUACGAAAGAGAUUUCCAAACAACACCUAUAAUCAUUUAAUCAAUCAAAGCUUUCUCGUCGUAAUCUUAAGAACAAAAUGUUUUAAAAAAUAUUGUACAAAUUUUCCCAGCCAAACAAAUAUUAUAUGGCCGUAAGAUAUUUUUUGUUUUACAUCAGAAAAUAAAAUUAGCUAUGCACCAAA